Messenger RNA from Cuscuta campestris, 2453 nucleotides. The record is from the annotation of a GenBank genome assembly. Lineage: Eukaryota; Viridiplantae; Streptophyta; Magnoliopsida; Solanales; Convolvulaceae.
CACCAGACUUAUCUUCCCGAUCUCGCAUUAUUUGUGGCAGGGAACGAUGGAGAAGUAUCGAUUUUGCCCAAACGCCUUUCAUACUUUGUUGCUUGCCUGCCCUUCAGAGACGUGUCUGCUGCUAUCAUCCUUGCGGAGUUCGCCGGAAACCUCUUCUAGAUCUAGGGUUUCAUGUAAGGAAGUUUUCAGAGGGAGGAUUAUGAACCGUUCAUCUCCAGUUUCAGUAAUCUCAACUUACUAGCUAGAAGACCCGAAGACAUCAGUACUGGGUUCCUUUAACAAUAAAAAUUGAAGGUUUGAAACAUUCUUCAAAGGAGGGGAGGAGAAGCUAAGCCGAUGCUUUUGUGUCAGGCGAGGACGGCAUCCAAGAAUUGCAAGGCGAAGAACAUCUCGCAUUUCAAUUUCCACCCAACCCUAGAAAUAAGGAGGAGACAGAUUCGGGUGACUAGAUUCUGAACGGAUGAGAGGCUUGGGUGGUGCAGUCCCUUGAUUCUACAUUGUGAUCUGAGAAUAUGCCUCACCUAAUAAAAAUAGGUAUCAUACAGGUCAAUGGGUUUGAUAUUGGAAAUAUUCAGCUGGAUAGUUUGAGGAGGCAUGUUGGUCUGGUCUCUCAAGAUAUUGUAAGUUACUCCGUACCACCUAUUAUAAUUUAUAGGUGUUUUUGGAUUCUAAUGUUACUGCUUAUUUGGAUACACUUCUGGAAAGGGUGAAAAUCACUUCCAUAAGAGCAAAAAUGCUUUACCAUGUGAGAAAGAUGUUUUCCAAAUGUGCUUUUUGAUAAAGCUUUGAAAACAAAUAUGAAGCUGCUUUGACAAACAUAGUACUUUUUUAGUAAGCAUGUUUUAGUUAAACUUCCUUCAUUGAGGUUCCAUUUGGCAGCUCCUAUCAGCUUUUUUUGCUAAUCAGCACAGUAAGCCAUUUUUUACUUAUUUGGCUGAAAUCUAACUAUAUACAAUGGUAAGAUGGAAAUGUGAACAGUAUUCCCGCCUAUUUUUUGGCUACAGUGUCCGCAGGGUAAUUUGGGAAAUUCCAAAUACAAGCUUCCUCUGUACGCCAUUCAUUUUAUUCUCUUCACCUUAAGACAUGACCUAGGCCGACCUUAUCCUUACAUACAAUCGUAUUGAUCCGGCAACGAGGAGAAAGAGGGUUUUAGCACAGAGAUGACAGGACAAGGAUAGAGGGGUUUCACGCCAUCGUCUCAGGUACGCUUCAUCUCUCUCUUUAGCUGCACAAAAAUGACGAGUAUCUCUAAGCAGGCGACUAGAGCACCACGAGUAAAAUCUUGAUUCCACCACCGCUGGUAAAGUGGGCGACUAAAGCUAAGCCGCCGCUGCGGGAAAGAGGGCAGCCGCUGUAGAUAUGCAUAGCUAGCACCCGAGUCAUAGUGUAUCGGCUAUCUUUUUGGAUGCAAACUCUCCCAGCUAUUAUCGUUGCAGGCCGCAAACCUUUUCUGGAUCUAGGGUUUCAUCAUUUGAAGAUUUGAUUUUUUGACCUAUCUUAUGUCCUCGGCAGUUUAAGGUAUUUAUCAAUUUGUGUCUUAUAGAAGAAAUUUCUAUAAUGUUUCUUAAUUGUUUUAGAAUUUGAUUCAGGUUAAUAAAUUGUGACAAAUUAAAAAACAAAGUUCAGUUUUGUUCAAUUUAGGAUUGUUGUUCUUUUCCGUUCAUCACUUGAGAUACUUCAGGUUUGUAUUCAACUCUGUUUUGAAUAUUUUGGUUGAAUUUUUUGAUGGAUUGUGAGCUAUUAGCGAUGCUCUUUCAGAAUCUGGUGUUGGAUUUUCAAUCCAAUCAAGAUUUCUUGGAAGUCAACCCAGUUUUGUUAAUAUUUGUAUUUUUAACAAUAACCCAUCUCAAUAUCUUCUUUUGUUGAUUUUAAGUUAUUGGGUGCCACCCGAGGAUGGAAGGUGUAAAUGGGGAAAACAUAAUGUUCAGAGUUGACGACUGUGAAAAGGAUGACAGUUUUAGUGUGACAUGGAAUGAGGCAAAAUCAGAGGUUUCCUAUUCUUGUCUCCUAUUUGAAUACAAAGGGUUCUUUUGCAGACAUGCAAUGGUUGUUCUUCAAAUGUGUGGUCUAUCAAGGAUACCAUUGCAAUAUAUAUUGAAGAGGUGGACUAAAAAUGCCAAAAAUAGACACUUGACACUUGAAGGAAGUGAAAGCGCUCAAACAAGGGUGCAAAUGUACAACAAUCUGUGUAAACGGGCCAUUAAAUUGGGUGAAGUAGGUUCUUUAUCUGAAGAGAGUUACAAUAAAAAAGAGUUUAUGAUUGAUUCUUUAUCGCACAUACAUUAUUGAAAAAUAAUAAGCACCCAACUUUCCUUCGUAGCCUAUUUUGAAAAAUCAUUUGCUGGUGGCCCGGUCGCCCCUAUUUCCAUUUUUACCCGCAACAGGGGAGGUAAUUGCUCAGAUUAUUACUAGGUUUAUGUUUGAUUUUGAUUAAAUAAAAAGCUUUGUGUUUG